AAUGAAGAAAUACACAUAAAUCAGGUUUCCAAUCAAAAGACCCAUUGCAUCUGGAGCGUCAAAAGACUAAACUAAAGAUCGAGAAAACAUAAGAUGGGUUGUGGGAAAGUGUGGACGGCGAUGUUGGUGGCGGUGGUGAUGGCGGUGGCGAUGACGACGGAGGCCCAGCAGGUUCCGUCAUGCGCUAUGCAGCUGAUCCCUUGCGCGGACUACCUAAACGCCACCACCAAGCCGCCGCCGUCCUGCUGUGACCCCCUCAAAGAAGCCGUGACUAAAGAGCUCCCUUGCCUCUGCAACUUGUUCAAGGAACAAUCCCUCCUCAAGAGCUUAAACAUUAAUGUCACCCAGGCCAUGGAACUGCCCAAGCUUUGUGGAAUUCCCGGCGACAUCACUGCCUGCAACGCUCCAUCUCCGGGAUCUAGUCCGUCUCCGGGAGCUAGUCCAUCGUCCAUCCCACCUCCAGCAACACCGGGUGGAGAUAAUAAUAAUGGUGUGGCCGGCGGAACUCCGGCGAUUGCUAUUUCAAGCUUGUUGGUUAUGGCUGCUGCGAUGCUCUUUUGAUGCUUUGGUAGAUCAGAGAUUUCUUUGCUCCGGGACUGCACAUUUUACACAUAGUUUAUUAUAUUACAUCUUUUUAAAUCUACAUAUAUUGUAACUUUAUUUGGUUCCAAUAAGUGCAUGUUAUAUUGCCAUAAUUAUUUGGGCGCAUUUUGGCAAUGCGACUUACAUUUACUUUAAUGAUCAUAUAUAUAAUUAAAUUAUGCAAUUUGACUUCCA
Molecule: messenger RNA, 777 nt
Organism: Ipomoea triloba (trilobed morning glory)
Lineage: Eukaryota; Viridiplantae; Streptophyta; Magnoliopsida; Solanales; Convolvulaceae
Product: lipid transfer-like protein VAS
Exons: 3
Coding region: 94-561 (155 amino acids)
Source: RefSeq, a predicted model, not a curated record